GCAGUUUAACCAAUAGCUGCUCCCUGAACCUUACUUUCGUUUUCGUGUCAAAGUGAAAGUGAACUAAAAGGCACAUACGCUGAGUGUGUCUGGUUUGGUGACGACUGUUUUUAAACCCAUAAAGCCAACAGUUAACAUUGCAGUUAAAAUACAUUAAAUGUGAACACCUUCGGCGAAGUCUGCGUUGAAAGACAUGAAGCGCCACACACACAAUGACAGCUCUCAGAUGAAAGAAGCCCUCCAGCAUGAUACACAGCAAAAUCCUCAAAAGGAGAAAGAAAAGCAUGAAAAAGAACAGCACAGCAAUGAUAGCACAAAUCAAGACAGCUUCUUGCCAUCCUCUUCAAGAAUUUGCAGUGCAGAGAAUGUAAAAGACGGACAAGCAGACGGACAAGCAGACGGACAACAGAAGGAACGGACUUCAUCUUGCUGUCAGCUGAAGGAUAUGGGGCGACUUCAACAUGGAGACAUGAAGCUGGGUCCCCUAAGAUUCGACAAGAGACACACAGUCCUCAUAGAUGUGGAUACUUUCAACUCUCAACGGAUAUUUGUAUCUCAGAAAGGGAGAGAUCUAUGGCACAGCGACUUUGUGAAGAUGCCUUGUUCACAGGUAGCACAUCAGAAGUCAAGGUGGGAUGUGAUAUCCAAAAAGCUGAAAUCUCUGGCCAGUAAGAAAACAGCCAGUGUCAAAGAUGUAGAGGAAGCUAUCAUCAAGUAUAACCCCAAAUAUAAAGAUCAGUGGUCAUUUGAUGCCCUCCACAAAUUGGAUAAGAAUACCCAUGAUACAGAAAAGUACUACAAGACACUGUUUCCAAAGAUUGCUGCAUUGGCCUUGAAGCUCCCUAGCUUUGUGAAUAAGGUAUCAUUUCCAGUUAUCUUCUACAAGUAAUAUUGUGUUGACUAUUGAAAUAAAUGAUCUUCUUGGAAAAUCAAAGAAAUACAAAACCCUCCAAAAGACUUAUAACGU
Molecule: messenger RNA, 967 nt
Organism: Haplochromis burtoni (Burton's mouthbrooder)
Lineage: Eukaryota; Metazoa; Chordata; Actinopteri; Cichliformes; Cichlidae
Gene: pargl
Product: poly (ADP-ribose) glycohydrolase, like
Exons: 6
Coding region: 194-889 (231 amino acids)
Source: RefSeq, a predicted model, not a curated record